AUGAUGCUCCUGAUGAAGGAGUCGAAGGACAAGGCUCUCAGCGCGGGCAUCGAGCCGCAGCGCUGCUUCUCAGUCAACGAGAUGAAGAGCGGCUUGUUCUGGCAGUCGUGCCGGUGCAGGGGAUGGAACACCCUCCUGUGCAACCUCAUGGUGACCACCGACGACGACGAGGUCGAGGACCCCAAGAACCAGGCGCCUUGGAUGCACGAGUACCUGCACGGCAUGGGGCACGAGGUCUACGGCUUCCUCCCCGCCGCCAAGUUCCACGGCUGGACCUUCAGAGGCAUGGUCAAAGAGGCCUACAGGAUCUCCGGGUGCAUCGUCUUCGCCGCGCAGAUCGACGGGGUAGUUGUGCUGGCGCCCCUCAAGCACAGGAAGGCCGGCACGGUCGUGGUGACCGCCGACAUGGUGUUCUUCGUGCUAGCGCAGGACGAGGAGGAGCUGCGCGGAUUUGCCCUGGACCCCGCAGUGAGCAAUUGGAAGGCCGUCUUCCUGCAGCAGCGGCGGCGCAUGUUCGCCGAGAUGGCCGCGAGGCGGGAGGGAGAUGCUGCUGGCAAUGGCAGCAGCACGAGACCGGCGACCGAGGCGAGGCGCACGGCCCGCGCCGCCCAGGCCGUGGACUCGCCCGAGGGCAGCGACGCGGACGCCAGGCGGCAGUCCAAGGCGCCCAGCCAGAAGUCGCCGCUCCUGCGCGGCGGGGGCGAGGAGGAGGCCUUCCCGCGGGGGCCCGAAGAGGCCCGCGGUAGCAGGUCGGAGUCGGCCUCGAACCAGGCCGCGUCCCCCAGCGAGUCGAGCGAGUCGGGAGACGAGCUCGCCCGGCACACCACUCUCACCUGGGACGCAUUCCAGCGUCAAAACUCGGUGAUGGCGCUGCGAGCGAUGAACGAGCAGGAACAGGCGCCCUUCCUGAUGCGGAAGAAGAUGGCCGAGAGGGCGGAGGAGAUCAAGCUCGGGGGCGAGGCCAACCCGUUCGUGCUCGUGCUGGACUUCUCCCAGUCGUGGGACACCGUGCUGUCGUUCCUGAGGCACAACCGCUCGCCCCUCCUGCCCUUCAGGAUGCGCGUCGUGGUGCUCUGCAGCAUGGCGCUCACCGAGGGAGCGGCCGCGCAGCUGAACAUGGCGCAGGACGGGCAGCUGGGCAUCCUGCAGGGCAGCCCAAACUGGCCCCCGGACAUCCGCCGGAGCGGCGUCACCGAGUGCAGCAUCAUCGUGUGCCUCGGCCAGGACGGCACGAGCGACGCCCACUUCACUGGCGAGCUCGUCGCGAUGCUCGACGCCGACGUCGUCAUGCUGCAGCGCAUGCUCGACGGCAUGGGCCUGGGCCACAAGCCCAUGAUCUUCGAGUUCAAGCGCGUGCAGAACAUGCGCCUGCUCCAGCAACCGAGGAGGAGCGAGCUCCACGAGGAGGCCGCCAACGACGAGCGCUACUUCCUGGACCACCGCUUCGCGUCCGGCGAGAUCUUCGCGGCGCAGCCGCUGGGAUCCCUGCUGGCGCACGCCUUCCACACCCCGGGCAUCCUCGAGGUCAUGCAGGCGCUCAUCAACGGCAGCGAGCACGGCAAGGACUCCGAG
Messenger RNA from Prorocentrum cordatum, 1572 nucleotides. NCBI's taxonomy places the organism in Eukaryota, Dinophyceae, Prorocentrales, Prorocentraceae. The record is from the annotation of a GenBank genome assembly.